AUGAGCUCGAAACACCAUCGAUUGGACCUCAGUCGUUUCAAGCGCUACCACAAUACUUCCGACUCUUCGAGCAAUUUGGACCCCAUAAUCCCGGUCCUCGAGUCUCCUGUAAUGUUUCACGCAAUGAUGCCUGGGACCGUAUCAGAAGUAACUCUAAAGCAGAAGUCCAGCUUGGAGAGAAACCCUAUGAUCCCGUCGGUGUUCAUCGAUGAGGCAGAAGAGGAGGAGAGCACGGUUCCAGAAAUGAAAUCCCGCCCAUCUACAGAAACAAAGCCCCCUCGCCUGGUGAAUAAAAGCCUCGAGGAGGAGCCGGCUUCUCGAGUGAAGACUCGAUAUUUCGAGGAUGCAUUCAGCGCUCGUGGGCCGUUGGUGUCGCCGAGAACCCGGAUCAAUCAAGAGUCGAUCGUUGUAGUGGAUAUUAAGUACAAUACCAGGAUCAAGGAUAACGAAACUCUCGUCUCACAAAUCACGUCUCGCCUCGCCCAGGUCUACCAGAAACCCACCCCUUUCAUGAUGGUCACACUCCAGCAGGAUGCAUGUAUCCAAUUUGGCGUCUUGGGGUCGCCGGCUUAUUUGAUGAAGAUAUAUGCGCUGCCAUACCUUAUAGCCCCAAUUACAAACCUUCGCAGCACCAUCCUGAUUCAGUCGGCCCUUCAAGAUUUGCUUCAAGUCCCCCCAAACCGCGGUGUGGUUCUGUACAUCCCUGUUCAUGAGGAGAACUUUGCAAACAACGGGGUGACUGUUAUGGGUGAAAUUGCGCGGCUGGAGCGCUAUGAUCAGGAGACAGGGAUUCUCAAAAACAUCUCGCGAUCGAUGACUCGAAGACUGAAAUCUAGCAGUGUGACGAGUUCUUCCUCGUGGGGAUACGGACAUAGAUCUCGAGAAUCAACUGCUGCGUCUACACCAGGGCACGAGCACCAAGACAGCGAGCUUUCUGCUGGCAGAGAAGACGGAAGGUCCUGGUCUGUCAAAAAGGCACACGAUCUGGGACGCCUGCUUUCGCGCAGACGAUCGGUUCCUGGAUCUUCGGACAAUGUUUAGUGACGCAUUUCUCUCCUUAUCUUCUUUGAUGUCCUGGAUGGAAACUUGCUGCACUUUAUUUUU
Aspergillus candidus is the source of this 1104-nucleotide messenger RNA. Its product is annotated as MIF domain protein. The transcript has 2 exons. Gene Ontology annotation, molecular function: phenylpyruvate tautomerase activity. Lineage: Eukaryota; Fungi; Ascomycota; Eurotiomycetes; Eurotiales; Aspergillaceae. The record is from RefSeq and is a predicted model, not a curated record. The coding region runs from base 1 to 1041 and encodes 346 amino acids.